UAUUUUACUAUAUUAUAGAAAAUGUGCUGCUUGGUAUUUUAUUUAAGUUUAAAAAAUACGGUGUUGACUGAAACGAACUAGUGUUGCUGCUUUGGUAUAUUGUAUCUGGAACGCGUUAUUUUGGCACGUAUUAAAGAAAAAAAUUGCUGAAAAUGUGGUAUAUUCUGCUAACUUCACAUCUCAUGGUCAACUGAGCAAAACAGUUGACUUGAUAUGUCAAUUUCAACAUCUCCUGGAUCUUCCAAAGUUGAGUUCAAGAUUUCAGAUGAUGAAAGUUCAUCAAUUGAUGCGUCAUCAGACACUCAGUCCUCCAAGCCAACGAGUGCGCUGCCUGCCAUUCCGAGUAGUCUUGCUAGAGAAAGAAACUUCCUAGUGGGCCAUAUGUCUAAAUCGAAGUCAGCCGUCGGUAUCGAUGAAUUGAACCGAUAUUUUCCUCAGCAAAGACUUCGGCUGUUUGUUGGUACAUGGAACAUGCAGAGAUGUGAAGUCCCGGAAAAUGUUGAUGAUUUCAUUCUCCCGGACCAUGAGGAGUUUGUACAAGAUAUGUAUGUCAUCGGGGUGCAAGAGGCCCCUCAGGAUCAGAAAGCUUGGGAAAUCAAACUACAAGAAACCCUUGGUCCUAACCAUGUUCUUGCUCACUCUGUGUCUCAUGGAGUCCUUCAUCUUGCUGUGUUUGUACGACGUGACCUCAUCUGGUAUUUCUCGUAUUUUGACGAGGACAGAAUAACAACGCGAAUGAUUUCUCAAAUUAAAACCAAAGGAGCCGCAGCAAUGUCCUUUCAAUUCUUUGGCACUGAGUUCUUAUUUUUGACUUCACAUUUUCACUCUGGUGAAACGAAGGUAAAAGAGAGAAUUGAUGAUUAUAAUAAAGUGAUUAAGCAGCUGCAACUACCACGGCAGUCGAAUGAAAUCUACAAACAAGAAUCUGGAAACCCUUUUCCAAGAUUCGACAAUGUAUUUUGGUUUGGCGACCUUAACUUUCGUAUAAGCCAACCCCACCACCAUAUGAAACAAGAGGUGGAAAACCCAGCUACAUACGAUAUUAGGGAAGCUCUUAAAUGCGACCAGUUGAAAGGAAAUAUGAAGAGAGGCAAAAUAUUCCACGGUUUCCACGAAGCUCCCAUCAACUUCCUACCGACGUACAAGUUCAACCCUGAUUCGGACCAAUACGACACUUCGGUAAAGUUACGAGUGCCUUCUUACACGGACCGAAUUCUUCAUCGUAGCAAAACAGAGUCGGACGUUACAUGUCUGCAUUACAACAGUGUGCAAAAUAUACGGACCUCGGACCAUAGACCUGUUUAUGCUGUAUAUGAUGUUCUGCUUAAACCAGGGCAAGAAAGUAAAGUCCCGCUUAGCACCGGCCAGUUCAACAGGCAGGUCUACAUGGAAGCCGCCAAACGUCGGGCACACGGGACCAAGAUGCCACAGCGCAGUACUAUCUGUACUUUACUCUAACACCUCAUUGAAUAUUUAUAAACCAUUCGUUUAUUUUUCAACUUAUUUAAAGCACUGUGAGGCGUCAAUCUUUUUGUGCCCUGUAUUCUCGUCUUUAAGCGAGCCAUUCUCUAUACAGUAGCCAGAAUUACCCAAUGCCUGUCGUUGUGUACCGGUGUGCGUCCCAGCAACGACCUUCAAGUCAUAUUAACCACGAACGCAAUUUUCGCUCAAUCAUACGUAAUCUGUAGAUAAACUAUUACUUUAGAUUAGAAUGUUCAAAUAGUUAUUAACACACUUCCCAAAAUUUUAAGAUUACACAUUUCCACCCGCUUUUGCGGAAAGGCGUUGACUUUUUUAAACUGUGUCUCGUAGUUUCCCAACUUCUGUACAACGACAGCCGAUCACAAGGGCUCUCCUCUAGUCCGCAAUGCUUCAAGUCGAUACCCGUGUGGUUCUUUACGGUUUUAAGAGCUUUGAGAAUGCUCUUACAAGUCGUUGUGUCUAGUACUACAAUUGGACCGUUGCGUGACAUCUUCUGUUCUGUCUUUCUUAAUGUUUUAAUCUCAAGCGUGAUACUUACCUUCUAAACUGGGCUACCUAUACGUUAUAGUUUUCGCGCCUGUGCAAUGUCCGUUUGUUUCUUUAAAGCUGUUACGUUCUACACUGUGUAACACCCGUGAAAACGAAAUUUGUGUAACUAUAAAAAAACGCAAUUUGUGAAACUAUAAAACGCAAUAUGUGUAACUAUAAAUUGUCUAUAUCCUAUAGUACAGUAAAAACUGAAACGAAAACAUCAGUUUUGAUUCCCAACCUAAAAAUCCAAAUGUCAAAUCACCAGAACGGUUUCCCCCAUAUACCUUUACCCAAUUUAUCCGUUUCCCCCUUAUUACCUACAACGAUUUUACUUCAUUAUUUUGUUCAUCUUUUCUCCACUUUGCGUACCACUUCUCCUGCUGCUCAGGAAUCUGUGGACAUCAGUUAAAAUAAACGAGAAACAAAAUA
Messenger RNA from Ciona intestinalis (vase tunicate), 2442 nucleotides. NCBI's taxonomy places the organism in Eukaryota, Metazoa, Chordata, Ascidiacea, Phlebobranchia, Cionidae. The record is from RefSeq and is a predicted model, not a curated record.